Molecule: messenger RNA, 4601 nt
Organism: Sceloporus undulatus (fence lizard)
Lineage: Eukaryota; Metazoa; Chordata; Lepidosauria; Squamata; Phrynosomatidae
Product: radial spoke head protein 3 homolog B-like
Exons: 9
Coding region: 62-1411 (449 amino acids)
Cellular component (GO): cilium
Source: RefSeq, a predicted model, not a curated record
UUGUUCUGCCCGGCUACGGCUGCCCAGCUGAGCCAAGGCCCAGAGGCAGCUCAGGUCUGGCAUGGCCUCCACUUCGGUCAUCCUCUCCCGGGAGGACGCUGCGGCCGGACCCUCGGCCACCUACACCUACUACAGCCAGCCCAGGACUCUGCCCGCAAGGAGGAAGUACCGGGCCUCCCUGGACCCCAAUGAGCCCCAGGAGGAAGAACCAAUUCGCUAUGCCAACCUCAUGUACGAGAGGAGAGUCGUCCGAGGGAACACAUAUGCCCUUCACGUUCUGCCCUGGUCUGAAGAACCUGACCCCCUUGAGCUCCAGAGGCGACGGGAAGCCCAUCGCAAAGCUCUGGCCAGGAAGCGAGCCAAAGAGCAACUCCGGACGCGGACUCCUGACCCCUUGGAGGGCCGGCGGCAUGUGAAUGUCCAAACAGAAUUGUAUCUGGAAGAGCUCGCUGAUCGCAUCAUCGAGGUGGAUGUCGAGUGUCAGACGGAUGCCUUCCUAGACAGGCCGGCCACUCCGCUCUUCAUUCCUGCAAAGUCCGGCAGAGAUGUGGCCACGCAGAUAUGGGAAGGAGAGCUUUUCGAUUUUGAUAUCGAAGUCCGCCCGAUGCUGGAGGUACUGGUGGGCAAAACCAUUGAGCAAGCCCUGCUGGAGGUCAUGGAGGAGGAAGAGCUGGCCAACAUGCGGGCGCAUCAGUACGCCUACCUGGAGAUGCGUUGUGCUGAACUUGCUGAGGUCCAGCGCCUUGAGGAACAAGAGAGGCGGCACCGAGAAGAAAAAGAACGCCGUAAGAAGCAGCAGCUGGAAGUCCUGCAAAAGGAGAAGGAAACCUCGGAAAAAAUCGCGGCCCGGGCUUUCGCUCAGCGUUACCUGUCGGACUUGAUUCCUUCUGUUUUCGGGAGCCUCCGUGACAGUGGAUAUUUCUAUGAUCCCGUGGAAAGAGACAUCGAGACAGGUUUCGUCCCAUGGGUGAUGGGGCAAGUUGAAGAAAACACGGAGAAGAAAGUUCUUGGCAGAACAGUGGCUGACAUCUUAAUUCGUAACGUGAUGGAGCUGAGGUUGGACUCCUUCGAACAGGGGGUGUUACUGAUCCCUCGUGAACCGGAAGUCGUCCAACCUCCCGAACAGGUAGUCCAGCCCAAACCAUCAGUCGAAGUGGUCAUAGCUGCGUCCUCGGCUGAACCAGAACCUUCGGACCAGCCAGACGUUCCCAGUCAGCCAGAACCUUCAGACCAGACAGAAGUUCCUGUUCACCUGGAACCUUCAGACCAGACAGAAGCUUCCAGAUACCUAGAGGUUCCAGAUCAGGGGCAAGUCCCAGUUGAACCAGAUGUUGCUGAGAGGCUGGUAGUCCCGGAUCAAGCCAAAGCCGAAGAAGGAGAGCCGGAAAUAAAAGACCCUGAAACACAAUAAUGGCUAGAUGGAUGAAUCAGGGAAGGUAUCCAAGAAGAUGUCAGAUCGUCGGUGGAAAACAGGAGAAAAACGAAAUUGAAUCUAGUUUAGUCAUGGUGGGCAAGUAAUAAAUCUAAAGCUACGGUUUUUCAAAAGAUGUCCAAGGUCUAUCCUCUUAUUCCUCAUUUUUUUUAAAAACACAACCUGGCACCAAGAAGCUGCUGCUGCUAGUUUUCAACCAUUGUCUGUAACAAUUGUAUAAAAUAUAUGAAUGUAAGUUUUAAAAUGCACUAAUUUCGGGGCAGAAUCUGGCGGAAGUGAAUUAAUUGUUUCUUGUGUCUCAAGAAUAGACCUUUGCUUGGGAUGACGAAGUGCCUUCGAUUUUAGCGAAACAAAGUUCUGAGUUUUAGAAAGUGUUCAGUCUUCUUUCCACAGUUAGUGCAUCCCAGUUUAAAAUGUUCUCUUUGUGUUUGUAUGUUAUGUUAUCGCCCUUUUAUAUGCAUAGUACGUUUAUACCACAAUGUAGAGGUCAUAGCCGGAAUUCUUUACGGCAGUUACAAAACUGUAACCAAGAGUUGUGUCCUCUUGAACGUUAUGUAUUCACAAUCCUUACAUUGCCUCUAGUUUAGAGGCUAUGGAGGGAUCGUGGAAGUCCCUCGGUGUCCACUUUCCGGGCAGCAGCUGCUGUGAUCGACGGGGAUCCAUUCCCCCAUCGAUCGAUAAGCCACUGAUGGAUGUUCCCAGUCAGCCCUUGUCCGAGUGAUCACUAGUGCAAGGGGCAAUUGUGACAGGGACCUGGUUCUGCCGGAAAGUCACAGAAAGUCGGUUGCUACCAAAGCAACAGAGAGGAACAGAUCCCCAUCAAUCACAGCAGCUGCUUCUUGGGGACUUCGGCUGGGAUUUAUGAUGUGUAGCACAGUGAUUUCCAAACUUUGGUCCUUCAGAUCUUUUGGACUUCAGUCCCUAGAAACCCCAGCCAUCUGGGAUUCUGGGAGCUGAAGUCUUAAACACCUCGAAGGCCAGGGUUUGGGGAUCAUUGACGUAGCACCAUAAUUACGGUAUCCUUUCACCUGUAAAUCCCAUACAGGAUUCUGCCCAAAAUCCCAAAACACACACAUUUUUCCCCUCUCCCUCUCUCUAUAAUCUGCAAAAGAAAAUUGAGGUGAUAAGUCUGAUGCAUUCAUGACUUCCAGAGGGGAAAAGUGUCGAUGUUUUAAAUCGUUCCUUGAUAUAAAUGAAUCACUGAGGAGGUAAACAGGAUGGCUGGCGUUACAUUCCCCUCCCUGAUGCUGAACAUUUUGUUUCAAAGGAAUCCAUGUUUUCCUUUGCAAAGGAUUCCUUUUCUUUUGUUUCUCGGGGCUAAAUGCAGAGAGCCGUAAUAAUUCUUAAAAUAAGUAGUUAUAUGGAGUUCAACAUGUUCUGUUUGUGGUUUGCCUGCUGGGAUUGUUUAUAUGUGUAACUGUAACUAUCGCUAUAGCCAUAUAUAGUUAUAAUUACAGCUGUAUAGAACUAUAGAUAUGGAAAUUUAAGCUAAUCAGAACUUUUAGGGGAAAUUCCACUCGGGUUGCGUUAUAUGUCUGUUUUUAUUCAUGCAUCGUUAGACGGAAUUUAACAUGUUAUAUUUGUGGUUUGCUUCUUGGUUUUAUAUGUGUAACUUUUACUAUAACCCGUAACCUUAUAUAGUUAUGUAAAUAUGAAUAUUUAGGCUAAUCAGAACUUUUAGGUGAAAUUUCAGUGAGGUUGCAUUCGAAGUCUGAUUUUAUUCAUGACUUCAGCAAAGAGAAAUGUGUUGUUUUAAUUGUUCUUUGGUUGGCAUAAGAGGGGAAAUCACCGAUUUGCACACACACUUGUGAGUGUGAAUGUGUUUCCCUUCCCUCAUUUGCUUUGAAUAUGCCACAUUUUUAUUUGAGUGCCACUCUUGUUGGCGAUAAGAAUAUUCAUUUCCUCGUUGAUCCCAAAUUAUUUCUGUACAAAUUCAACGUAAUCCAGAAGAACGAUGGGUUCAGGUACAGCUUUUUUUGUGGGGGAUCCCCAAUAUGAGAAAAAACAUUGGUGGCAAUGGGGGGCAAAUACUGUGGGAUAAACCAGCACUUGGAAAAGUUACUUUUGGGAGGCUACAGCUCCCAGAAUAAGUCAGAAUGGCUGAGAAAGUAUUCUGGAAACUGUAGAGCAAAAAUGUAAUUUUUCUAAACUCUGGGAAAGAUAUACAUCAGCAUUGAGCCUAUCUUGCAGUCUUGUGCAAAUGUAAAAAUCAUAGAAAUGUGGAUUCACAUUGCCACCACAAGUCUCUUUUCAUGUCCCUUAAAGUUACUAAUCCUAAUUUACGGCAGUGUCUCCAAAACAUCAUCUCUUCAGUUCCAUAAGAUUUGGUGCAAUUAAUGCUGUUUCUAAUUCUUCUGAAAAAGCACGUGGUGCACUGUGCCGCUUAAGAAUAUAAGCUUUGUUUCUCUCCAGUCUAACCCAAUCCUUCCCCUGACAUACCGGUUUUCUACAUGCGAGGACUGUAUUUAUUUUUCUCCCUUUCACAAUGGAGUGACCAAUGUGUGAUCCUCACAAAACCUGCUUUCUGAAGGGAUGCAAUUCCAGCAGAGGAGGCUCUGCCGUUUUGCUCUGUCCAAAUGUGUAAACUGACCUAAUCCAUUGUUAAACCUCUUCUUCCUUUGCGUUAAAAUAACAUUGUGUGUGUGUGUGUACCAAGAAUAAAGCGGAUACCACAACCACAGAAAAAAACUGUGUUGUUAAAUAUUUCUUCCUACCUGGGCAGGGAGGGGAUGCUUUGAGUUUGCAAAGAAGAACAUUUCAAUAUUAAUCUACCAGGAAUGUACAGUUCUGUACAGAUAAUUUAUUGUGAUCAAGCCAUUUAUCGCCCCAUGUUCUGCUUGGUCCGAUGUGCCUUGUUUCACUUGAGCACACAACCCAAAGCUUUGUUUUGGCGUCACGGCCAGACGGUAGUUAAAGUGCUGGAUUGGGACUUGGGAGAUCUAGUACACCAUUCAGCCACAAAAAUCACUGGGAGAACGUGUUGUUUUUUCUCAGCCUGGCCUACCUGAAAAGUUUGUUAUGAAGAUAAAGGCAAGAAACAGAGUCCCAUGAUCAUGUACCAACUUAAGCUAACUAGAGGAGAGGGAGAUAAAAAUGCACUCAAUAAUAGUUUCAUUAUUAUUAUUACUAUUAUUGAAAAAAACAUUUGUGGUUCCAGUAAUGACAGACU